Aspergillus uvarum CBS 121591 is the source of this 1048-nucleotide messenger RNA. RefSeq lists its product as uncharacterized. The record is from RefSeq and is a predicted model, not a curated record. Bases 132 to 695 code for a protein of 187 amino acids. The transcript has a single exon. Lineage: Eukaryota; Fungi; Ascomycota; Eurotiomycetes; Eurotiales; Aspergillaceae.
CUCUCCCUUCUCCUCUCUUGCUCAUCCACCAAGCAUGAAGAAGCCCUCGAGGCAAAGUUUACGCAGCAAAAGACAAAAAGACAAAACAAAAGCAAAAAAUGAUGGAUGACGCAUGGUGAUACAGCCGUGGAAUGUCCGUCAGUAUUCCCUUCGCUACUCCUCCCCUUUCGCUGCUUGUCUGGCCAGUCACCUGCGGGGGAAGCAUUCACCACUCAUUCGGGUUUGUUAGUCUAGUUAGUCCCUUCAUCCAGGUGUUGUGGUACAACGUUACUAUCUACUGUACGGUAUGUAUACGGAGAAUCUCGACUGGCUGGCUUGUGCUAGUUCUCCCCAACUGGGCUUCAUGCAGCAUCAUGGAUCUGGUUUGCAUCGGCUCUCGUCCAGCGUCAAAUCCCUCCGUCUCCACCCUCAUUCGAUUCGUUUCGCGUUCUCUACAGAUGAGGCGGAUUGAGUUGCCAGUGCCAACAAACAACAGCACUGAACCACAUUCUCUCUUUUGGGCUCCCCCGCAGUGGAGCAUCAGCGAAUGGGUGCCUGACCGCCCGGGCGUUGCCUGUCAUUUUGAAUUGACUGACUGCGCACUAAACCGGAUUCAAUGCGCCAGGCGGAUCGCAAGGUGCUGCUGGCGGGCCUGCAGCAUCACUCCCUCCCUCGCUCACUCACGCACACACGCAUCUUGUCGUUCAGUCUGCUGAACUUCCCUCUUCAGCCUUGCCCCUCCCGCUUGGUUUCCUUCCCCAUUCUUCUACCUCAUCGGUCCCAUCGAUGCUCCGCUCAUUGUUUCGCUGCUGCUGCUGCUGCUGCUGCUGCCAGAUGUCCUUCCCGUGCGCCCAAUCCCAGUAGCUAGGCCAUGUGUUCCGCCCAUGAUCCGGGCGCGAGUUUCUGGGGAGUGUUGAUCAACUCGGACAAGAGUCCAGCCCCGCUCCUUGAACAGCUCUGUUUAGAAAUUGCUCAUAAAAUUGUAAGUCGGAGCUCGAGACACUGUAUGCGACCGGGAAACAAAAGCUGAAUUCUUGGCUUCUCAAUAGUCGUCUUUCGACGAUUACGC